Messenger RNA from Saccharomycodes ludwigii, 810 nucleotides. It is a transcript of the gene RSM25, whose product is annotated as mitochondrial 37S ribosomal protein mS23. Lineage: Eukaryota; Fungi; Ascomycota; Saccharomycetes; Saccharomycodales; Saccharomycodaceae. The transcript has a single exon. Bases 1 to 810 code for a protein of 269 amino acids. Gene Ontology annotation, molecular function: structural constituent of ribosome. The record is from RefSeq and is a predicted model, not a curated record. Gene Ontology annotation, cellular component: mitochondrial small ribosomal subunit.
AUGAAGAUCCAGAAAGACGCCGUUAACAUUUUACAACGUACUUCAGAUUACCUAGCAAGUGGAAUAAUCACUAAAAAACCACAAUGGUAUGACAUUGUUGCUAAUAUCCCACCAACCAAACAAUUCACUCGUAUUCCAAGACUAAAUGAUAAUCCUUCCACCGGGAAACCAGCUUAUCAGGAUAACGUUACCUGUCUAGAUAAAUUAAAUACCAUUACCAGCAAGGGAUAUUUUAAAACCAGACCUAAUUCUAUUGAUAAACACAAAAGCACUAAACAUUUAUAUAAACCUGUUAAAUUGAAAUUUUUCGAAGACAAGUUAAGGACUGUAUUUUAUGACCAGCAUCCAUGGGAAUUAUCCAGACCUAAAGUUUUAAUUGAAAAUUUAUCAGUUGAUAUUUCUAAAUAUGAUUGGAGUUCAAUACAACAACUAGGUAAACCUUUAGAUGGUGAAAGCGUUGUCCAAAGAACUUUAUAUUUGUUGAAAAAUGAGAAUAAGGAUUUAAAAGAGGCUUACGAUAUAGCAAGAUUUGAAUUUUACAAACUAAGGAUUGAAGAGGAGCUUAAUAAUCAAAUUGUUUUAGAAGAGGCUAUAAUGAUGGGCAGUGUUUUUAAGGAAAGUGCCAUUGAAACCGGUUUCAGACAAGAACAAGAUGUUAUUAAAGCUUGGGAAAAGAAGGCCAUUAGAAAGACUCAAUUAUUAGAAGCUAAAAGCUCCAAUCCAUCUGCUGCUGCUUUUAAUGAUAGCAAUGGCAAAUUGGGUGAUAAACAACAAUCUGAUGCCAUAGAUGAAGAGGAAUUGGCUUUAUAG